Hyposmocoma kahamanoa is the source of this 890-nucleotide messenger RNA. Its product is annotated as nudix hydrolase 5-like. NCBI's taxonomy places the organism in Eukaryota, Metazoa, Arthropoda, Insecta, Lepidoptera, Cosmopterigidae. Gene Ontology annotation, molecular function: NADH pyrophosphatase activity; NAD binding; ADP-ribose diphosphatase activity. The record is from RefSeq and is a predicted model, not a curated record. Bases 61 to 750 code for a protein of 229 amino acids. The transcript is spliced from 6 exons.
AGGGAAUCUCUGCAAAUCCAGCACGGGUAUUUAAAGUUUAUUUUCAAGUUUUUUAACGAUAUGAUUUCAUUAAAAAGCAAAUUUUUUUACCAUAGUUACACACUGUGUGUGUUAGCUUUCAAAACUCCCGUGAGAAAACAAAUUCUCAACAUGAAACGUCACGCGUUUAUACCAUGUUGCCGAUAUGCAGGUCAAGCCUCGCAAGAAAUUUUCAGUGGAAAAAUAGAUAUUUUCAAAGGAAUCACUGUUGAUACUGCCACAUUAAAAUGCGAGAAGGACAAGUUCGAAAAGAUACUAGUAGAAUCAUUAAAGCAAUGGAACAUAGAAGGCAAAAGAUGUAUAUGGUUUAAAGUGAACAUUGGAGAUGCAUGCUACGUCCCAAUCCUAGCUAAAAAAGGCUUUAAUUUUCAUCAUGCUAGAGGAGACUUCGUCAUGAUGUACAAAUGGCUGCCAAAAGACGUUAAAGCCAAUUUGCCACCAUCGAGCUACACGAAUGUCGGUGUUGGAGCAAUGGUGUUCAAUAAGGAAGGAAAUCUACUGACGUUAUCAGAAAAGAGUUAUGACUAUGCUCAUUGGAAACUGCCUGGAGGAUAUGUUGAAAAAGGUGGCGCCGUCUUGCUGAAACCACAUGUUGUCCAGAUCCUUGCCGUCCAGUUGAGGCCACAAGAACUCCGUUAUCAUGUUCCUGUAACGAAUGCCGUUCACAGUCACUGCAAUUUCGGCGUCAUCUUCAAAAAAGUGAAGAUUUAAUAGACGCAGCUGUAAGAGAAGUAAAAGAAGAGACCGGUAUAGAAUCGGCCUUCGAAUCUUUAGUAACGUUUCGCCACACUCACGAAGGAAUGUUCGGCAACUCCGAUAUUUACGUACUUAUCAUGAUGAAAGCACUGUCC